Molecule: messenger RNA, 1240 nt
Organism: Pistacia vera
Lineage: Eukaryota; Viridiplantae; Streptophyta; Magnoliopsida; Sapindales; Anacardiaceae
Product: disease resistance RPP13-like protein 4
Exons: 2
Coding region: 122-1240 (372 amino acids)
Biological process (GO): defense response to fungus
Molecular function (GO): ADP binding
Source: RefSeq, a predicted model, not a curated record
UUAACAUUUAUACUCUUUGCAAGAAAUAAGCUAGUCCGUAAAAGUUUUCGAUUUCGAAAGCUCUACCGCUUACUCUCCAUCAAGUUCUUGCAAACUUCAGAUACAAUUAAAAAGGGAAGUGAUGGCGACAGAUGCCAUGAUUCAAGUCCUGACAGACAAAUUGUUCACUGCUUUACUUAAUCAAGCUCAAAUUGCAUUUGAUUUCAAAGAUCAGUUUGGAAUAAUGAAGAUAAAGCUUGAGCUUAUGACGGCCUUCCUCUCCUCCACUGACAAUCUCAAGACUCAUCAUCGGGAAAUGGCCCAGAAGAUUUUGCCUAAUAUCAGAAAACUUAUAUAUGAAGCUGAUGACAUACUCACAGAUUGCCUACUUAGAGAUGAGUAUCGGAAACAUGGGUCAGUUUGCUCGAGUUUAUCGCCUCGUCAAAUCGCAUUCCAGUAUCGAACAGGCAAAAAAUUGAAACUUAUUAACUCACGGUUUCAAGAGAUGGAGAAAACAAUGAGCUCGGUUUUGGGACCGGAAUUGACAACAAACAGGGGAAAUAAUGCGCAUCAAAUAGUAAAAUAUUCCUCACAGUAUUAUGACCCAUCUGAGAUCAUCGGUUUGGAGGAUGACAUUGAAAAGAUAAAAGGGUGGAUGUUAGAAAGUAAUAAGGAAUUUCACCAUGUCGGAAUUGUGGGGAUGGGAGGCUUGGGAAAAACCACCAUUGCCCAGAAAAUUUUCAAUGAUAGAGACGUGGUUGCUUACUUUGAGAAGAUGAUUUGGGUGCCAGUUUCUCAGAGUUUCAGCGAAGAACGGAUUACGACGAUCAUGAUGAAACAGUUAGGUAUUGAAGGAACUGGAUUUGAUGAAAGCAGCAAGUGGGCCCAAAUUCGCCGUGUACUUCGUGAUAAGAAGUGUCUUGUUGUUAUGGACGAUGUCUGGAGAAUGGAUCUUGAUUGGUGGAAGAAUUUUUGCGGUGAAAGCAGUUUCUUUAUCAUCACAUCAAGAAAUGAAGAUGUUGUAAAGCAUAUGGGGGUUGACAACUCGCGGAUUCAUCGGCCAAGAACUUUGAAUGAGGAGGAAAGUUGGUUAUUGUUCUGCAAGUUCGCAUUUUCCAGGAGCAGGGGACAAUGCUCCAAUGAUCGUUUAAAAAGAGUGGGCGGGGACAUCUUGGAGAAAUGUGGCGGGCUUCCUCUGGCAAUAAAGACAAUAGCAGCCUUACUUGCGCCAAUCUUACGAAUCUACAACUCUCUUUACUGA